GGGCGGAUCCAGAAACCGGCUGAGAGAAGCUGGGCCGGAAGCAUGGCCUGGAAAAGGCGGGACAGGAAGCGGGGCGAAGCGGUAGUGGCCUGAGAGGGGAGGAAGAAGCAAGGCCGGAGAAGGGCGGGAGCGCGAGCUGCCUGGGAGGGAAGGAACAGCCGGAAGUAGGGAGGAUAGGAGCAACCAGAAGUGGGGCGGGGCGCAGGCGAGAGGGAGAGCCGGACUGGGCGGAAAGCCUUUGCGGGAGGAGCGAGUGGCUGAGGAAAAAGGGUGGGACCAGAAAGCAGAAGGGAGGUGGCUGACUGAGAAAGGAGGUGGGGUCGGAAGCGGUCUCCGAGCGUCGGCCCGCCGUCGCCAUGGAGACCGUGAACCAGCAGCCCGCGGAGUCCGGAGUGACCCCGCAGUCCAAGACCCUCCUGGAAUCCACGGAGCCGAUGUCUCAGCAUACGUCCGUGACACUGUCGGUGCCGGUGUCGACGACUGCGUGGUCCUUGGAACGUCCAUACUCGCCGACCCCAGGCCUGGAUCCGAGCCGGAGCGGGGCCGGCAGCUCCCUGAGCCCGUACCAAGGCUACAGUGGCAGCAAGGAGACCAGCAGCAGCAGCCCCAACGCCCCGAUCCCCGGCCUCAUCGGCAGCAGCAGCACCUACGAAGAUGUCGGGAGUAGCCGCGAGUUUACCCUGCGGAACUCCCCCGAGCCCCCGCUGCUGCGUCUGCGGCCCACGUCCGUGCAGACUCAGGACAUCUCCUACCUGCUGACGCACCUCUUCAAGAAUCUGUACACUCUGGAUGUGAUUGGAGAAGACAUAGGCAGUAACCUCAUUAAAUCGAGGGGUGGAGAAAACGUCCAACAUGAGAAGUUUGUGGAUGACCUACAGAAGCUUCGAGAAGAUUAUACCCAGAAAUUGGCAGCUGCAGACAUGGUGGAGAAGCACAUCAUUGAGGCUCGAGCUCGGGCCAUGGCAGAGGACGAAAGGAGCCUGACUAACAUCAAGACACCGAGUUUUAGCACUGUCUACUUGCCUCCAGUGAAGUCUGCCUUCAGGUGGUGCGUGGACAGUGAGCUGCUGAGGAAGAAUCAUUUGAUUUGUCCUGAUGACUACAUCCGCGACCCUUUGCCUUUCUCCAAAGGCCCUAAAGUCCGAGAAGACGUAGUCCCAAUAUGGUACAAGAUGACCUUUAGCUUCAAACAGCACAUUCAAGACAUAGAAGCUCAGAAGGUUUCAGAGAUAGCCGGGAAGAAAAAGAAGCUCCCAGCCAUCCCUUUGGAUGUGUCCUUGUCUACCCUGACAAAGUGCUCAACACCAGAAGUCAAGGCUCCCAAGAUUGCCAAGAAAUGGAGCCAGUCCAAGAACAAGAUGUGGAUGAAUCACUUAAACAUAAGCCAGAGGAACCGGGAGAGACAGCUUCUUACCCGAUUUGAGCACCAGCACAACUUCCUUAAGAAUCCACGCUUUUACCCACCCAACACUGUAAAUGGAGGCCGGUCUCUCAUCUUUCCUCCAAAGAAGACAGAACCAAUGGCAGAUGAACAGGGUGACAAGUUCAACGAGAGAAAUUUUGAUGAUGUUCCAGUGUUUCUAGCUAAGCCAGCAGUGGUGUUUUUUACUGAUUAUGUAAUUGGACCAGUUUAUGAGGUAAUACUGGAGCUCCAGAAUAUGACGUCCACCAGCCGCCACCUGAGAGUCCUGCCCCCUUCCACACGGUACUUUAAUGUUGGCUUAGGAAAGUUCCCGAGCAAAGGAGGAAUGGUGGCGCCUGGGAUGAUCUGCCAAUACACGGUCCGCUUUGCUCCUGACAGCCUGGGAGAUUUUGACGAUUUUAUUCUAGUGGAGACUCAGUCAGCCCACACGCUUCUGAUCCCCUUACAAGCCAGGAGACCUCCUCCAGUCCUGACACUGGCUCCGACCCUAAACUGUGGUUACUGCCUUGUUGGGGGAAUAAAAAUGACUGGAUUCAUCUGCAAGAACCUGGGCCUGAGCACCGGCAGGUUCUGCAUCAUGCCGAAGCCAUCCUGGCCGCCUCCUAGUUUCAGGGCUGUGGCCACCAUUGGCUUUGUCGAGUACGCUCCGUUCGGAAUUCUGCCAGCCGUGUUUGAGCUCAUGCCAGGACAGACGCUCUUAUUAGAGCUUUCGUGCAUGUGUAUAGCUUUGGCUUCACGUCUUCUGCCUUCCAAAACCCGCUGGAGUGGAGGACAACAAGCAUCCUUGGCAGAAAAGGUGCUGUUUCUUCCGACUUCCCUAGAGACUGUGACAAGAUCAUUCACCAUCGUGUGUGACAACUGUCAGACCAAAGAGAUCACCAUUUCCGGAACUGGUCAGCUGGUUGCCCUGGAACUUCUCUGCGUGUCUGGCGAAAUAAGCUACCCUCGGCCCGGGCAGCUCACAGACCUGACUUCUCAGCACUUCAUCCAGUUCGAGUCCCAGAACAUCCAGACCACCUCCUCGAAACGCCUCAUCGUGAGAAACACGACACAUGUAGCCCUGCCUUUUCACUGGCAGAUCGUGCAGCCCAAUUUACUACCCCUGCUGCCAGGGGAGACGUGGACCUCCAAGGACAUCCAGCACCACCCUGACCUAGAGACCGCCUUCUUUGUCACUCCCCAGAAGGGCGUCCUGCAGCCACACAUGGACCACGAGUUCAUCCUGAGCUUCUCUCCCGAACAGCUGAAAGAUUACCACAGCGUGAUCCAGAUUGUGCUAGAGGAGAUCCCGGACCCCAUUUGUCUAGAAAACAAGAAUGUGUAUGAAAUACCGUGUAUCAUGGAUGAAGUCAUUGCCCUGGAAAUCGAGGUGAAAGGCUCAGUCGAGCCCUUCCAGAUUCUCUUGGAGCCUUACGCCAUCAUCAUUCCUGGGGAGAACUACAUCGGAGUCAAUGUGAAGAAGGACUUCAAGAUGUGGAACAACAGCAAAUCUGCCAUCCACUAUACCUGGGGGAAGAUUAGCGACUGUCACAUCGUGGAAGUGGAGCCUCACACUGGAGUCAUAGAUCCCAAUGAAAAGGGUGAAUUUGAGUUGAAUUUUACUGGAGGCGUUCCUGGGCUGACAAGCCAGGAGCUUCCCUGUCAGAUCGAGCGCUCCCCGGUGCCAGUGGUGUUGCACAUCGAGGCUGCCUUCAAGGGGCCAACACUCGCCAUCAGUGUCUCAGCCCUGCAGUUCGGAUUGGUUAGACUGGGGAGUAAAGCCGUCACCUUUAUAAACAUUCACAACACAAGCCAGCUCCCAGCAGUGUGGAAGAUUCAAGAGAGCCCAACAUGCCUCGAGGAAAGGAAGGAAACGGUUUCCCUCUUCACCUUUGAACCAUCCCAGGGCCAUAUUCUUCCUUUGGGGACAGCCAAAGUAACGGUUCUCUUUGAAGCCAAAUGCUGCCAAAGCCUCCAGACAGUCUUAGAGCUGCAAGUGGAAAAUGGAGAUCCAAGCUACCUGCCAGUCUAUGUUGAAGUGCAGAGGCCUUAUGUCUACCUGCUGUCCAGCCAGCUCGUGUUCAGCGACAUGUACUUUGGCGUGUCCACCACGGCGACCAUCACACUCUUUAACGGGACCCUCCUGCCCACCAAGUUUCUGUGGGGGAAGCUUUUGGGAACUCUUUCUGCCCUCUGCCUGGUGGAGAUCAUCCCUAAAAGUGGCAGUAUGGGCCCCAAUGAGGAGAAACGUAUAACCUUGAAAUUUACAGCUUUCACUAUGGAGGAGCUGACUGACCUGGUCCUCCCGUGUCGCAUAGAAGGGAUGAAGAAAGCUCUUGUUCUGGGCAUCUCCGGGAAGCCCAAGGGGCUGGAUGUGACGUUCUCCAUACCCCCUGCUGAGGGCAGUGAGAACCAGGAGCCGGGCCGCCCUCAGGAGCUCUGCUUGGACUUCGGCUCCAGCGUUCCGCUGAAGAGUCUGCUGAAGCGGCAGCUGGUCCUCACCAACACUUCAGCGAUCAAAGCGUUAUUUUCCCUGGAAUUUGAUUAUUUUGGGGUCUCUGAAGAAAUCCUGAGCAAAAAACCGAAGCCCCCUGACGUGCCCCCUUCCCUGAGACGUUCAGUGAGGAUAGCCAAGUGCGUUGCCCGGAGAGACUUUCUAGACUCGUUGGAGGCUCUCUUGUCCAAAGGGAAAGGAGCCGCCUUCCUUUGUCACUGCUGCCAAGGAACCCUGAAGGCCUUCCAGACGCUGGUCAUUGACAUCACGGCAUGUAGCAACAUGUGGGGAGACUACCAUGACCAGCUCAUCUGCAAGGUGGGAGACCUGCCGCCAACCAUCAUCCCGGUCCACAUGGGCGUAGUGGGCUGCCCCAUCAUGUUGUUCAGGACGAGCCACCUGGCCGAAGAACCUCCCCAGGACCAAAUCAUCAGGUUUGGCACUAAGAUCUCUGGAGGAGACACCGUCUCCCGCACUCUCCGCCUGAAUAACUACAGUCCUUAUGACAUCAGACUAGACUGGGAGGUCUACAACCCCCAUGAGAGUGAGCACCACCUCCUGGACUUGUGCAUCCUGUACGGGAAGCCUUUCCCACUGCGCGACGCUGACGGGAUCGAAGUCGACUCCAAGUCAGCGCCCACGAGCGAAGCGCCCUUCGAGUGCAGCUACAGCCAGUCGUCCAGCUCCUCGGACAGCGAAAAAAUCUACGAGCCUCCAAAGCUGCUCGUUUCGGAGAGCGUCGACGAAGGCGUCCCGCUCACCGCCGAGGGGCAGCCCAAGAUCAUCUCGGUGAUCCUGAAGCCCCACGACGGCAUCCGCUCCAGCUUCCCCUACAGCGUCUCUCCCAAGCAGCUGGUCGUCCCGGCUGCCGGCAGCCAGAUGAUCUCGGUGUCCUUCACGCCCAUGACGCUGCCCGGCUCCGCGGGCAAGGUGGCGUGCAGCAGCUACGCGCUGGCCUACAUGAGCCUGGACAGCCAGGCGGCUCGCGAGGUCCCCGGAAAGGUGACGCGGCCGCAGAACUUCCACGCGCCGCAGUUCCGCCUCGACCUGCAGGCCUUCGUCCGGCCUACUCGGCUGAGCAUCGAGCAGGACUACCAGGGCGGGAUGGUCUUUGACCUGCAGGGCAGCGACCUCAUCCCCGACGACCCCCUCACAGGGGUGCUCACGGAGGUCAUGGCCACACACGUGCUGAAGGUCAACAACUUCACGGACGUGGCCCAUCGCUUCCGGCUCCUGGUGGCCGCGCCCUUCUCCGUGACCGGGAUCAACCCGGAAGAGAACCGGCAAACCUGGAACCAGGACGAGGAAGACGACGACGAGGACGAGGCGGGAGACCAGUUUGUGCUUUCCCCACAGCAGAACCUGCUGAUCGACGUGUCCUUCACGCUGUCCCUGGAGUUACUGACCUACCAGAAGCUGCCGUCUGACCAGAUGCUGCCGGGAGUGAAGAUCGUCCAGGACGAGGACGGCUACAAGAGGAUGGAGUUCAGCCAGAACCUGGUCUUCGAGUACAGCAAUAAGACCACGCAGGUGGUGCCCCUCCUGGCCAACGUGACCAUUCCAGCCCUGCAGCUCUCCACCAGCUGGGUAGACUUUGGCAUCUGUUUUGUGAAUGCCACCAGCAGCCUGGAGGUGAACCUGCUCAACCUGAGCCCCUGCAAAAGCCACUGGGUGGCCAUGACAGGUAAGAGCCCUGCCAUGUGGGAAGAUGCCCUCUGGGGGCCCUGGAAGGGCUGCCUGCAGCAGAUGCCGCGUGGGAAGGCCAAGGGGAGGGGGCCGGCCGGGGAGCCGCCCGCCCGGCCGUCUCCUCUCCUCUCCUCUGGCCACAGACAAACUGGAGCGGCACCAGGGCGUCUUCCAAGUCUACCCGACCAGCGGAAUCGUGGAGGCGCGCCAGGCCAACGGCCCCCCGUCCUCCGUCAGCCUCUUUAUCCACUUCACGGCCAGGAACAGCGGCACGUUCGAAGCCAUCGUGACGGUGGACGGCAUCCUGGGCGAGGCCUGCAUCUUGCACGUGUGCGGCCAGGGCUCCUACGACGAGAGAUACUAGAGGCCGGCCGCAGCCUGCACCGUGUUAAUAAAUGCAGAGAAUGCCUCGGCGGCGCCUCUCCUCAUUGCCAGGGACGCGCACGGGGUGGGCGGCCGAGAGGCUGCAGAGGCACCGGCUCACGGCCUCGGGGGGUGGAGAGGAGGAAACUGAGGCAGACAAGCCGGAGUGUGUAA
Molecule: messenger RNA, 6119 nt
Organism: Monodelphis domestica (gray short-tailed opossum)
Lineage: Eukaryota; Metazoa; Chordata; Mammalia; Didelphimorphia; Didelphidae
Source: RefSeq, a predicted model, not a curated record